Prorocentrum cordatum is the source of this 345-nucleotide messenger RNA. The record is from the annotation of a GenBank genome assembly. NCBI's taxonomy places the organism in Eukaryota, Dinophyceae, Prorocentrales, Prorocentraceae.
AUGGAUGCCGUGGGCAAGGACGUGCAGGUCGUUGGGGACGACCUGCUGGUGACCAACCCCAAGCGCAUCGCAAAGGGCAUGGAAGUGGGUGCCUGCAACGCCCUCCUGUGCAAGGUCAACCAGAUCGGCUCCAUCAGCGAGUCCAUAGAGGCGGUGGUGAUGUGCCAGAAGGCAGGUUGGGGCGUCAUGGUCUCGCACCGCUCCGGCGAGACCGAGGACUCCUUCAUCGCGGACCUGGUCGUCGGCCUGCGCACCGGCGAGAUCAAGACUGGGGCGCCCUGCCGGUCCGAGAGGCUCGCGAAGUACAACCAGCUCAUCCGCAUCGAGGAGGAGCUCGGCUCCAAG